Messenger RNA from Klebsormidium nitens, 1626 nucleotides. The record is from the annotation of a GenBank genome assembly. Lineage: Eukaryota; Viridiplantae; Streptophyta; Klebsormidiophyceae; Klebsormidiales; Klebsormidiaceae.
AUGGAUCGUCACGUUCACAUCAGGUGUUCUUUCAACCCGGACCACUGGGUCCCUCCCGAUUCUAAGCACUACUCUCGCUUUCGCAACAUAACCAGAGCGGCGCUGGGGCUCGAAAGGCUCACCGUAAAUUCACAUGGGCUCUUUGAAGCUCUGCGCGACGCCUUUGGAGCCAAGCAGACGGAUAUGGACAAGUACCUCAAUCAGAAGGUUUCCGUCAUACGGGACCUUUUCCCCAAACAGCUGGCCUCAACCAGCCCUUACCUCAGUGAUUUCGACACGAAAACCUACUUCAAUCAAUUCCAGGUGGACCCAGCUCAGCUGAAGAGAGCCAUGCUCAAGGUUGCGGGGGAGGGGGGUCCUGAGGUCGUCAUCAAUGGGGAUGAGUUUCUCUCUCGGCUGCUGCAAGUGGUCGAGCUGGACGCGGAACGUUUGGACCACGUGGCAUACAAUUUCAUCAUCGACUUGUUCGCGAAGGCGAGUAAGGGAACGAAGACGGACACCAUCUUCCAGAUCGAAGAAGACGCGGGGAUGCUCAGUGUCUUCGGUGACGGGGAAUGGACAGCUCUCGACGACGAGUUCCCCAGGGGGGUAACAUGGGCCUUCCUCAAAGACCCCGAACGGUGCCAGCUCCCGACCCUGGAGCCCCCACCAUUGCCACCGUUUCAGCCCGAAGCCCCACCUCCGCCCCCGGAGCUACCGCCCCAGCCUCGAGUUCCGCCUGUGCGUUUGCGCCCGCCCCAACCACAGCCCUCCUCCGUCGACAAACCCAUUACUCGGACCAGCCCGCGGAGAACAUCUCGCCCCAGCGAUUCCGAUUCAGAUUCUGACUCUAACGAGGAGGAUAGCGAUGAGAGCGAUGAUGACGGGCCCCAGGGAGGUGCACACGGAGAGCGGGGAAAGCAGGGGGCGAGCGAGGAUGUGGAGGCGGCCGGCGAGAGUGGCGAGCAGAGCGACGAGGGUAGCGAGAGUGAGGGUGGAGGCGCGGACAACGGGGGCAGCGAGAGUAGCAGCGGGGGCCGCCCGGUGACGCCAUCGACGCCCCCCACCCCCGCCUGCAACGAGCAGAUCGUGAGGAAUGUGCUCGCUCCGCGCAAUCUCAAGCUCGAAGAGCUGGAGGAUCAGGACAAGUUGUACCGCAAAAAGAACUUUACCAAGAGAGACGCAAUGCUGGCGACACGUGAUCUUGCGAGGGCAGUCCUGGGAGGCAGAGUGGCUGUCAAUGCGGUCAACGGGGGAGCGGAAGCAGGUGUCGGCAGGGCCCCGCAGAGGGAAGCUGAUGCGGGCGGGUCCGCGACCGUCACGAGCAUUCUCGGCGUGGUGACGGCUCAGCAGGCCACCUUGCUCAAAAUCAUAGAUAAGCAACAGGAAGACGCUAGGGAGGAGAGGGCCGGUCUCGUCACAACGAUGAUGACUAACGUGCGAGCGAUGUCGCAGAAACAGACGGACGGUAUGCAAGCGUUUGCACGGAGUUUGAUGCAGUCGACUGCCCGCCACCCGGCAUUCCGCAUCGAAGAGCAACCGGCUCGCUCCACCGACUCGAGCAGGUCGGACAAGAAGAGGAAAGACCCCGGCUCUCGGUUCGAGGAGAUAGGGAAGAGGAAGACUAGCUCGAGGCAGUCUAGAUAG